Tricharina praecox is the source of this 1009-nucleotide messenger RNA. RefSeq names its product HAD-like domain-containing protein. Lineage: Eukaryota; Fungi; Ascomycota; Pezizomycetes; Pezizales; Pyronemataceae. Bases 126 to 872 code for a protein of 248 amino acids. The record is from RefSeq and is a predicted model, not a curated record. The transcript is spliced from 3 exons.
CCUGUUUUGCCCCGUCAUUAGUUAUCUAUCGGCAUCUGAUAACCUUCCGAGGUUACAUCACCACUUCCAACGUCGACCCCUCCACCUAUCAAUUACCCACCGCAACGAUUCGCUGCUGUACCGAGAUGCGCUCCCGUGCUCUGUUGGUAACGUUUGAUGCCUGGAAGACGUUGAUUACGCCGAGGGAAGCGCCGGCGAUGCAGUACACCCGGCUGGCUCGCGAACACGGUGUCAAUGUCAAGGAACACGAGGUCGCCGAGGGAUUUGCGAAAGCCUUUAGGGAUGUGUAUAAGAAGUAUCCAAACUACGGGAAGAAUGAAGGGCUGACACCAGAAGAGUGGUGGACUAAAAUCAUUCACGAUACCUUCUCUCCGAUCUCCCUACCUCCAGCUUUGCCCCCAGCUUUGCUGUCUCACUUUGCCACUAGGAGGGCCUACAUCUUGCACACAUCGAUCCCGUUCCUGUUGAAGUCCCUCAAGGCCAACAACCAGUACGACCACACCGUCAUCGGCCUGAUUUCCAACUCGGACUUUCGAGUGAUAUCUGUUCUCCGAUCUCUGGGCGUGGCUAUCAAGAGUUACCCUCCAAUGAAAAUUGAGGAUGAGUUGGACGGUGAGAACGGGACGAUCGACUUUGUAACACUUUCCUACGAUGUAGGGGUGGAAAAACCACAGCAGAGAAUCUUCGAGGCUGCCUUCGAAGAGGCAAAGCGAAAGACGUCUGGAGGUGAAGGCCAUGAGUGGGUCAAGGUGCAUAUUGGUGAUGAUAUGGAGAAGGAUGUUCUGGCAGCUCAAGGUGCGGGGUGGGCGGGUGUUUUGUGGGAUGGCGAGGCAAAGCCUGGUGUCCUAUUGGACAUGAUUUUACGCAAGUAGAUGGUGCGGUUCUGGUGGUUCAUGUUGCUUCCAAAUUUGGGUCGCCAGGUUUAUAAAUGAUUGCUUUCCGUCAAACCCACAAACCCAUCGCGCAUGUGUGAUUGCCAGAUGAGAACUGCGGGUCCGCAGUGUAGUGC